Molecule: messenger RNA, 1617 nt
Organism: Gasterosteus aculeatus aculeatus (three-spined stickleback)
Lineage: Eukaryota; Metazoa; Chordata; Actinopteri; Perciformes; Gasterosteidae
Gene: acat1
Product: acetyl-CoA acetyltransferase 1
Biological process (GO): fatty acid beta-oxidation
Cellular component (GO): mitochondrion
Molecular function (GO): acetyl-CoA C-acetyltransferase activity
Source: RefSeq, a predicted model, not a curated record
AGGUAACACACUUCCCACUGUGAUUGGCUGACGGGUUUUAACCUGCUGCUGUAUGUUUGAAGGUGAAGUUUGUGUGUGAACCCCACACUCCAGAAUGUCAUCCAGUGGACUUUUGACCGUGCGCACGCAACUUUGUAAACGCCUGGCUCACAAGUACGUCUCCAGAAGCUACACGUCUCGCCCGUCGCUCAAUGAUGUCGUCAUCGUUAGUGCGGUCCGCACUCCGAUGGGCUCCUUCAGGGGCAGCUUGGCGGCGGUGCCCGCCACCAAGCUGGGCUCCAUUGCCAUAAAGGGAGCCGUAGACAAAGCAGGAAUUGCUCCAGAGGAGGUGAAGGAAGUCUACAUGGGCAACGUGCUUCAGGCAGGAGAAGGGCAAGCCCCCACAAGACAAGCCUUGCUUGGAGCAGGCUUGACCCUUGGCACUCCAGCAACCACCAUCAACAAAGUCUGUGCUUCUGGCAUGAAGGCCAUCAUGAUGGCAUCUCAGAGUCUAAUGUGUGGACACCAGGACGUUAUGGUGGCCGGAGGCAUGGAGAGCAUGUCCAACGUACCUUAUGUGAUGUCCAGAGAUACCCCGACCUACGGCGGCGUUAGGAUGGAAGACAUCAUUGUUAAGGAUGGACUCACUGACGUCUAUAACAAAUUCCACAUGGGCAAUUGUGCAGAGAACACAGCGAAGACCAGCAGCAUCAGCAGGGAGGAGCAGGACGCCUACGCCAUUGGCUCGUACAGCCGCAGCAAAGCGGCGUACGAGUCCGGCGUGCUGGCCAGGGAGAUCGUGCCAGUCAGCAUUCCCCAGAGAGGCAAACCAGAUUUGGUUGUGUCCGAGGAUGAAGAGUGGAGGCGGGUCGACUUCAGCAAAGUUCCCAAACUGAAGGCUGUGUUCCAGAAAGAGAAUGGUACAGUGACGGCGGCCAAUGCCAGCACACUGAACGAUGGAGCAGCUGCUCUCGUUUUAAUGACUGCAGAUGCUGCGAAGAGACUCAACGUCACUCCACUGGCAAGGAUCGUUUCUUUUGCUGAUGCUGCUGUCGCACCCAUUGAUUUCCCCAUUGCUCCCGCAUUCGCUGUACCAAAGGUCCUGGGUGCAGCGGGGUUGAAGAAGGAUGACAUCGCCAUGUGGGAGAUCAACGAGGCGUUCAGCGUGGUCGUGCUGGCCAACAUCAAGAUGUUGGACAUCGACCCCAAGAAAGUCAACGUGAACGGGGGUGCCGUGUCGCUGGGACAUCCCAUUGGGAUGUCUGGGGCGAGGAUCGUCGGCCACAUGGUGCACAGUCUGAAGUCAGGCCAGUACGGACUGGCAGGCAUCUGCAAUGGAGGUGGUGGAGCGUCAUCUAUUCUGAUCCAGAAAAUGUAGGAACGUGGAUGUAGGAACUUGUGUCUCUGUGAAACACUGUGUUCACUAGCUGUGGUCUCCAAAGGCUCUGGCAUCUGUCCACUCCCCUUCCUUCUGUGAACAAUGCCUCUGUUACACCUUCAUGCCAGUGGCCCUACCCAGGCAGCAAAGUGGGACCUGAUACCUGGCGCGACGCCAGUGUUCAAAACACUCCUUUUGUUUGAUGAAACAAAAUGUAUUUCUGAAUUGAAAUGGUUAAAUAAAUAGUAAAAAUGAAACCA